GUCGCGUUCUGACUUUUGACUCACCAAAGCAUAAGUUUGAACCGUGCCUCUUUCUCUCUAUCUCUCUCUCAUCUUUUGUCGAAGAAACGCAUUGUCGAAAAGUGAUACCCUGUUAUUCUUCUCUUCAUCCGCAACCGCAGCAAGGUUUAGAAUUGCUGAGCUGUUCCGUUUGAUCACCUAGGAAGGACUGGAAUAGGAGAGUUUUCUGAAUAUGUGGGCAGCUUCUUGCCUUGCGUCAUGCUGUGCUGCGUGCGCCUGUGAUGCCUGCCGGACGGUGGUGUCAGGGAUCAGCCGCCGCUCCGCUCGUAUUGCAUACUGUGGUCUUUUUGGGCUGUCGCUGAUUGUUUCAUGGAUUCUUCGAGAAGUUGCUGCUCCUCUCAUGGAGAAUAUCCCAUGGAUUAAUCAUUUCCACAAAACACCAGAUAGGGAAUGGUUUGAAACAGAUGCAGUACUUCGAGUUAGCUUGGGAAACUUCACGUUCUUUACCAUCCUAUCAAUCAUGAUGAUUGGUAUAAAGAAUCAGAAGGACCCUCGUGAUAAUUUGCACCAUGGUGGAUGGAUGAUGAAAGUCAUCUGCUGGUUCCUUUUAGUAAUAUUUAUGUUUUUUGUUCCAAAUGAGCUCAUCAGCUUUUAUGAGUCAACUUCGAAGUUUGGUUCAGGAUUGUUUCUUCUUGUUCAAGUUGUCCUUUUGUUGGACUUUGUCCAUGGAUGGAAUGACAAAUGGGUUGGAUAUGAUGAGCAGUUCUGGUAUGUGGCCUUGCUUGUUGUUUCACUUGUAUGUUAUGUGGCAACUUUUGCCAUCACUGGAGUUCUUUUUCAUUUCUUUGCUCCAUCUGGACAAGAUUGUGGGAUAAACACUUUCUUUAUAGUCAUGACUCUUAUUUUUAUCUUCGCCUUUGCUAUAGUCACACUUCAUCCUUCGGUGAAGGGUAGCAUUUUCCCAGCUUCAGUUAUAUCUCUGUACUGCACAUACCUUUGCUACAGUGCACUUGCCAGUGAACCUAGGGAUUAUGAAUGCAAUGCCCUUCAUAAGCACUCAAAAUCUGUUUCCACUGGUACACUAACCCUAGGGCUGCUCACAACUGUAUUAUCUGUUGUCUACUCUGCUGUCCGUGCUGGAUCUUCUACAACUUUGCUUUCCCCUCCUAGCUCACCACGUGCAGGUGGCGGGAAACCUUUGCUACCAUUAGACAAGGCGGAUGAGCACGAGGAGAUGGAGAAAUCAAAGGCUGUUACAUAUUCAUAUUCAUUCUUCCACAUUAUCUUCUCUCUUGCUAGCAUGUAUUCCGCAAUGCUGCUCACAGGCUGGUCGACCUCUGUUGGGGAGAGCGGGAAAUUGGUGGACGUUGGAUGGGCAUCGGUUUGGGUUAGAGUUGUGACUGGGUGGGUGACUGCUGCUUUAUUUCUCUGGUCUCUGGUUGCUCCAAUUCUGUUCCCUGAUCGGGACUUCUGAGCAUCAUAAGGAUGUUGCAUAGGAAAUCCAUAUGAAGAUAAUGACUGAAUGUUUAUAUAUUUUCCAUGACAUUCCUGUUGUCUGUGUUAAAACAUCUCCUUUUCAUGACGAUUGAUCGACAUGUUGGUCUUGCAAGUUGGACAAAGUACUUUUGAUGUCUUAAAUGGAAGUGUAUGAAGAAGUUGCCAAUAUUAUGUUUUA
Messenger RNA from Ipomoea nil (Japanese morning glory), 1654 nucleotides. RefSeq names its product probable serine incorporator. Lineage: Eukaryota; Viridiplantae; Streptophyta; Magnoliopsida; Solanales; Convolvulaceae. The transcript has 7 exons. The coding region runs from base 212 to 1453 and encodes 413 amino acids. Gene Ontology annotation, cellular component: membrane. The record is from RefSeq and is a predicted model, not a curated record.